CUACCCGGUCAUCCUCUCCAUAGAGAACCACUGCAGCGUUCCCCAGCAGAAGAAGAUGGCACAGUACCUGAUUGAGAUCCUGGGGGACAAACUGGACGUGUCCAACAUCAAAGCCGAGGAGUCUGGACGCCUGCCGUCUCCAGAAACACUCAGGGGCAAAAUCCUCGUCAAGGGGAAGAAACUGCCCCCCAACAUCGACGAGGACGCUGAGGAGGGAGACGUGUCGGACGAGGACAGUGCUGAUGAGAUGGAGGACGACUGCAAGCUGAUGAACGGAGAUGAGGAAGCCUCGUUGAGCUGCGAGUGUCACUCUGUUACGGAUUGGGAGUGGCUAGGAAAGAAGAAGACCAUGAAGUUGUCCCGGGCUCUGUCUGAUCUGGUGAAGUACACGUGCUCCGUGGGUCUCUACGACAUCGAGGCACAACCCUCCUGUAGCUGGCAGGUGUCGUCGCUCAGUGAGACCAAAGCCCACCAGGUGAUGCAGCAGAAAGCCACCUCCUUCAUCCACUUCAACCAGAGGCAGCUGUCCCGCAUCUACCCCUCCUCGUACCGCGUGGACUCCUCCAACUUCAACCCCCAGCCCUUCUGGAGCGCUGGCUGCCAGCUGGUCGCUCUCAACUACCAAUCAGAGGGCCGCGUCCUGCAGCUCAACAGAGCCAAGUUCUACAGCAACGGGAACUGUGGCUACAUCCUGAAGCCCGCCUGCAUGUGUGAAGGGACCUUCAACCCCAACCUGGAGGAGCCUCUACCAGAUCAGAUGAAGAAGCAGCUGGUGCUGAAGAUCAUCAGCGGACAGCAGCUGCCCAAACCCAAAGACUCUAUGCUGGGGGACCGGGGAGAGAUCAUUGAUCCCUUCGUGGAGGUGGAGAUCAUCGGCCUGCCGGUGGACUGCUGCAAGGAGCAGACCAGAGUGGUGGAUGAUAACGGCUUCAACCCGAUGUGGGAGGAGACGAUCGUGUUCACCGUCCACAUGCCGGAGCUCGCCCUGGUGCGUUUCCUCGUGUGGGAUCAUGACCCCAUCGGCCAGGACUUCAUCGGCCAGCGCACCAUCGCCUUCAACAGCAUGAUUCCAGGUUAUCGCCAUGUGUACUUGGAAGGUAUGGAGGAGGCUUCCAUCUUUGUUCACGUAGCUGUGAAUGACAUCACUGGUAAGGCCAGAGCAGCCACCGGUAUAAAAGGACUGUUUCACAGAAACCCAAAGCAGGCUUCCCUGGACAGCCAUGCUGCUGCUCAGCACAGCCGUAAGCACCCGUUCGGGGCCCACCUCCUGCGCCGCACCGCCAGCGCACCCACCAAAGGCCAGCCCAAAGUCAAGAAGGGCUUCCCGGAGAUCGCCAUCGACACCAAAGACUACAGUUCAGAGGGUGCUAGUGGAGACCGGGAGUCUGAGGACAGAGACAAGGCCUCUGCCGACGCCUCUCACCAGCCCACACCCCCACAGAACAGGGAAUCUCUGGCAUCCCACCCAGCCAAGGGCCCCUGGGAGCGUCCUGACACCAACGGGGCUUUCCACCCAGAAAAGGGUAAAGAUUGUUCCACAGUGCAGAAACCAGCUCUUCUUUCACUACACUCUGACGCAGCCAGAACUACUCGAGUCAUCCGUUUUGUCUCCACUCCAGAAGACAGCCUGUCUUCGCAUCACUCCUCAUCCUCUUCACUGCAAUCCACAGCAAUAAACGCAGACCACCUAUUGGCCGCUCCUUCUAACGGUGCGGUAUACUCUCCUACCAGGGUGAGCGGAGACCCUAAGAAACCAACUACUAAUUCCAGAACCACGUUGCUCCCUCUGACUCCUGAGAAGACUGAACCAUCACAAGUCGUUCCGAACAACAGAGGCGCUGAUUCUCUCAUGGAGCGCUCACCAAACCAGAAAGAAAACCUGACAGAAAAGAAACGUGAAGCAGCGGAGGUGAAGUCUGACCACAGGGUGAAGCCUGCCGCUGUAACAGAACCUCCACGACCCCCCGCGCCUGAGAAAGCCCCAGCCAGGAGAGCCCUCUUUAGCUCCAUGCCAUCCCACUCUCCGGUAAGAAGAACCAAAAGUGAGGGCCAUGUCCUGGUAGCUGUAGCCUCCACGGAGCAGUCGGCAGUACCACAGGUCUUCACCGACGCCACCAUGAACGACCGCCUGUGGAGCAAGUUGGACCCGGCCAGUCACCGAGACAGCAUGUCCUCCUCCUCCAGCAUCUCCUCCAGCGACACAGUCAUCGACCUUUCCCUGCCUAACCUGGCCAGGAAGACCCUCAGCAGCCCCCCCACAGCCAGCAGCCCCUGUGACCCAAACUGGAUCAACUACCGCCACUCAGCGCUGGUCUCCUACGAUACUCCGCAAGUCAGCAAGAGCAAGUCCAACCCCAAUCUCCAGCAAAGCGAGUGCCCGAGAGAUGAGCUUAAGCCCCGCCCCCUUCAGCCCCCCGAGCAGGCUUCUGUGGACUCUCCGAACAGACUGACCCAGAGGAGGCACACCUGGAGCCGGCUCUACAUGGAGGGGCUCAAGCAGUCAUCCCCCAGCAGGCCGUCCCCUCCGGCUAAAACCCACAUAGCUACAGCUUCCAUGUCCAAAAGCCUCGGGGAUCUGACCUCCGAUGACAUUUCCUGUAACUUUGACAGUAAGUACCGCAGUAUCAGCCGUAGCUUCAUCGUCAGUCCCCUCAGAGACCAGUUCCGCAGGGGGAGUCCGCAGAAGUCCCGGCCUACCAGCCACCUCACAGAGCAGCUCCGGAAGCUGACGGAUGUGGAGCCCCUGACCGCUAGCGACUUUAACUCAGAAACCAGACCCAGAGAGUCACAGGAGAACUUUGUGGAUGAGACCCUGAUGAGAAGGACCUCCUCCAGGAGCCAAAGCAGGGUGCGCUAUAUCGCAAACAGGGCCAAGAAGGCCCAGGAGCGGCAGAGGCUCCAGGGCCUGGCCCAGGGCAGGAGUGCCAGCUUCAACCUGGGCUGUGGAAGUCUCACUAACCCCAUCGAGGAGCGGGGGAACCCUGAAGGCGCGUGUUGCGUGGCCCAAAGUCCCUGCACCAGCCUGGACCUGCUGAGUCAGCUCGCCCCCCUCAGAACCCCGUUCCCUAGACAGCCCCAGUCCCCCCCAGAGAGCAGUGAAGUCUUUUUUAGGCUCAAACUCUAAGAACUGGCUGACUUUGAACUGAGUGUGAGAGACACAGCGAGAGACUUGUUUGCAAUACAGUCCAGAUUAUUUUUUAAGUUGCAUAUCUUGCAGAAAUCUCACAUAAUGAUUUCAAAUUCUCACAGCGCUCCUCUGACUGAGAAAUCACUUCUACAUCCUGAGGUUGUGUAAGAUAAUUAUUUUUAACCAUUGAGAAAAUAUUGUCUUGAAGCUGAAGGACAGCACCAAACGUUAGAUAAUUGCCACAACGUAUUUAGUUGAAGAGUUUUUAUAAAGCGGUUUAUGACGACUGUGAUCUACUCUCAUGUUUGAUUUUAGUUUUUUUAACUUCACUUGCACAUACAGUAGCAAUACAUCACUUGACAGGUUAGCAAAGAACACAUUCUGCUUAUGUACUUGAAAUGUAAUGAUGUACUUAACAUGUCGAAACGUUAGUAUCAGCACAUCCAUCCACUAGCAAUAUUUAGAAAAGGAUGGCAUGGUGUUAUGUAACAUUUUGUUUUAAAGUUUUAAUCAGCGAGGCUUGUCCCAUGUCUUUGCUGAAGAAAAUGGAAUUUCUACUACAAUGCAGGAUGAAAUGUCUUAAUUUUAGUAUUUUUUUGUGUAGUUUUUCCAUUGUAAUCUGACCAAACUGACAAUAUUUUGCUACCCUUUCCGAUAUGUGGCAUGUCACAGCACUGAGAUCAUGUACUUUUAAACCAUGGGAGACUACUGCAUACAGAGUUUAGUCCUUUUUUUGACUGCAUGUAGUUUAUGCACUGUAAUGUUUAUCCUAAGGCUGUGCUUUAUUUACAGAGACUUUUUUUAUAUGAACAUUUGUUAAUAUUCCAAGCUUCUUUUUCGGAUUGUCCGAUGGUACUCAUAAAGCAUGUGUUCUCAUUGGUCCGUGGUACAAAUACAAGAUGAAAAUGAUCUGUAUCAAAGCACGUUUAUCCGUCCACCUGCUGUAUUGUUUUGCACUGCCGUGCCAGUUGUUUGUGCAAAAUGUUAGGGGCAAUAUUUAAUUCAGACAAUGUGUAAUUAUGACCUGAAUAAAUCACCAAUUAAUAUUA
Molecule: messenger RNA, 4176 nt
Organism: Notothenia coriiceps (black rockcod)
Lineage: Eukaryota; Metazoa; Chordata; Actinopteri; Perciformes; Nototheniidae
Product: 1-phosphatidylinositol 4,5-bisphosphate phosphodiesterase eta-2-like
Exons: 12
Biological process (GO): phosphatidylinositol metabolic process; release of sequestered calcium ion into cytosol; phosphatidylinositol-mediated signaling
Molecular function (GO): phosphatidylinositol-4,5-bisphosphate phospholipase C activity
Source: RefSeq, a predicted model, not a curated record